AUGUGGCUGCUCCCACCUCUGCUCCUGCUCCUCGUCCCAGGCAGUUUCUGCAUCUCCGGCCCGCCGUCCACGAGAGGAUCAAGAGGGGACUCGCUGACCGUCCGGUGUCACUACGACGCAGGGUGGGAAACCUACCACAAGUGGUGGUGCCGCGGAGAGGCCCGGCGUUCCUGCGAAAUCGUUACAACCACCGGGUCGGAGCACAGGGUGCAGCGUGGCCACGUGGCCAUCCAGGACGACCACGGGAGGAACGCAUUCACAGUGACCACUGAAGCGCUCCGGGAAAGUGACACGGAUGCCUACUGGUGUGGGAUUCAGAGAAGCGGAGCCAACCCAGGGCACCAGGUGCGCGUGUCCGUGGACCCAGCGCUGCUCUGCUCUGCACGGUCAGGGCAAAUCCAGCAAACACAUUUGCAGUCAGCAGCUAACUUGACUGGACCUAUGUCACCACCCACAGCUAAGCCUGAGACGCCACACCCGCCUGUAGCGCUGACGUCAUCGGCACCGGCCAGACUGGGGGUCUCGCCUCCAAUUGUCCAGAGCGGCAACAGCAGCUUGUCUCUCGCCAGGUCCCUGCUCUGCAACAUCCAUUUUGUGCUCCUGACCUUCCUUAAGGUGCCCCUGCUUGUGGGCCUGCUGUGCGCGGUGAUGUGGCUGAGCAGGCAGCCGGCGGAGGCCCAGGGAAACGAGCUCCGUCUGCGUGGGAAGCCCGCAGCGCCCCUGCCACCGACUCCCCGCCUCGAGCGCGCAGAGCCUGCCGACCGCUUCUCGGGGAAUAAGCAGGGGUCGCCGUUCCAAAAGAGAGGAGGGUCCCCGCUGGGGAGCGGUCCCCCCUCGUCCUGGCUGCAGGGACGCAGUCGGCACAGCCCCGCACCCUGGCCUCCAGCGCAGGAGCAGAGAGCGGAGCAGAGAGCGGAGCAGAGAGCGGAGCAGAGGCGCGGCUCCCCUUACACACCGGGUCCUCGGAGGCACCCGCAGCCUCAGCCGUGCGGGUCCUCCCGCGGCCCCCUGUCCGGUGACUAUGAGGUGGCUCUGCCAGUGGGGGGUGGUGACACUGUCUAG
Phyllostomus discolor (pale spear-nosed bat) is the source of this 1062-nucleotide messenger RNA. RefSeq names its product CMRF35-like molecule 7. Lineage: Eukaryota; Metazoa; Chordata; Mammalia; Chiroptera; Phyllostomidae. Gene Ontology annotation, molecular function: transmembrane signaling receptor activity. The transcript is spliced from 4 exons. Gene Ontology annotation, cellular component: plasma membrane. Bases 1 to 1062 code for a protein of 353 amino acids. The record is from RefSeq and is a predicted model, not a curated record.